CAACAGUUACGCAGAUGUCGUUAUGGAGACUGUGGCGAGGCUUUCAGCUGGUUAGCCAAACAUCUCCAGCAAAAGACAUGAGCAGAAAAACCAGACGGAGAAAACUGCAACACUUUAUCCACAACUAACCGUCCGUGUAAACCCACAUCUUUUAAGAGGAGCCUUGUCGAUGGUCAGACCCUGUUUUGGACCAAACUUGUGAAACCGCUGAACACUUACAUGGCCACACUCCACUGCAUCGCGGUGAAACCCAAAGCUAGUGCAGCCUCUCCGCUUCAUAUUUUAGCAUGUUAGCGUACGGCUAGCUGCCCUCCAUCCUCAUCUCUGGCCCCUCCAGGGGGAGCUCUCAUCUCGGUACCGUAGCCCCAAACCAUUCCAUCACCUCAUUUGGUUUAUCUCCCAUCUUCAGCUUUUGUUUGUGGUACUAUUACUGAGUUUGCCUCAGUAUUGUCAUCCACUUACCCUUGCUUUAUAUUACAUUAUCAUCUUUUUUUUUUUUUUUUCUUCAAACACGCUUAAGAACAAUAAACAGAAUUCAACUCCAAUUUUAUCACCAAAUCUGAACACUUUAACUCUGAGGCCGCAAGACGGUCGUUCCGGUGGUCAUUUGGGUUGCAUGGAAUUGGCCUAACCGUGGAGAAGCCGGGCUACCACAAGCUGAUGGACUUUGACAAGCGCGGAGUGGGCGGGGGAGGGGGGGAGGGGGGCGGGGAGGAGGGGGGCAAGGCCGAGGCGGAGGACGGGAAGAGGAUGUCCGGAAAAGCGGGCAGCCGCUCGGGGCACAGCGGCCGGGGAACGGGGUCCAACUCCGGGGUGCUCAUGGUGGGGCCCAACUUCAGGGUGGGCAAGAAGAUCGGUUGUGGGAACUUCGGAGAGCUCCGACUGGGCAAGAACCUCUACACCAAUGAAUACGUCGCCAUCAAGCUGGAGCCAAUCAAGUCUCGAGCGCCACAGCUUCAUCUAGAAUAUCGCUUCUACAAACAGCUGGGGAGUUCAGAGGGGGUCCCGCAGGUGUUUUACUUUGGUCCAUGUGGGAAGUACAACGCCAUGGUGCUGGAGCUGCUCGGGCCCAGUUUAGAAGACCUGUUUGACCUCUGUGACCGGACCUUCUCCCUCAAGACUGUCCUCAUGAUAGCCAUACAACUGAUAACCCGCAUGGAGUUCGUGCACACUAGAAGCCUGAUCUAUCGGGACGUAAAGCCAGAGAACUUCCUGGUCGGCCGGCCCGGCUCCAAACGGCAGCACACCAUCCACAUCAUCGACUUUGGGCUGGCAAAGGAGUACAUCGACCCUGAGACCAAGAAACACAUCCCCUACAGAGAACACAAGAGCCUGACUGGGACUGCACGCUACAUGAGCAUCAACACACACCUGGGCAAAGAGCAAAGCCGGAGGGAUGACCUAGAGGCGCUAGGACACAUGUUCAUGUACUUCCUCAGAGGGAGCCUGCCCUGGCAGGGACUCAAGGCGGACACUCUGAAGGAGCGAUACCAGAAAAUCGGAGACACAAAGAGGGACACACCUAUAGAGGUCCUCUGUGACAGCUUUCCAGAAGAGAUGGCCACGUACCUGCGAUACGUGCGGCGCCUGGACUUCUUUGAAAAACCCGACUACGACUAUCUGAGGAAGCUGUUCACCGACCUGUUCGAUAGAAACGGAUACAUCUUUGACUACCAGUACGACUGGACCGGGAAGCCCCUGCCCACGCCCAUCGGACCCGUCUCCACAGAGACACCCCUGCAGACGGGGAACAGAGAGAAGGCGCCUCAGACCAAAAACCAGGUGAUGAACUCCACCAAUGGGGAGCUGAACACAGACGACCCCACCGCGGGACACUCGAACGCACCAAUCACAGCCAACGCAGAGGUGGAAGUGGCUGAUGAUACUAAGUGCUGCUGCUUUUUCAAGAGGAGGAAGAGGAAAGCUCUCCAGAGACACAAAUAAAGCUCUAUUCUGGGGCUUUCCCUGUCCUUCUGUCUCCUGUACCUCUGUCUCUCACACACACGCCCUCAGUACGGGGGGUCCAGCGGCUACCCUGGACACAUGCCCCCUGAGGAGAUAAAGUACAGACUCCAAAUGUAAAACUGGAUUCACAGCGCGGUGGACAUAUGAGCUUACCACCAACAGCUGAACAUGAAUGAACAGUUGUCUAUAGACUGUAAUUUUUUUUAAUUUUCAGAUGAUUUUUCCUUACUGACUGGUUCAGAGGAGUUUAUUCUGAAAAGUAGGACAUUUAAGGACGGAUUUGGACCAUAACUUUGCAGAUACUUCACCUGGAGUUCAAAUGCAGGCUCUGGGGCUGAGUCAAAACUGGAAUCUAUUCUCAGAAGGUGACCUCUCUCUCUCACACCGAAUGAAACGUUAAAGAUGUUUAUGUUAAAGACUAUGCUUUCUCUGUUUUAAUUUGUCACUAAACCAUCUGGAACCUGCGUUCACUCUGUCCUUUCAGUUGUUUGAAAGUUUGUGUUUUGUAGCUUCUUAGUGUGUUAACUCCAAAUGUAAUUUUUUAAAUAACUUGUAUUUUUAAUUUUCUUUUUUUCUUUGUUUUUCUCUCUGGGUUGGAGGAUUGGACGUUGAAAUCUCCAUUAAAACAACCAAACAGAAUAAAAAACAUCAUGAACAUA
This is a messenger RNA of Boleophthalmus pectinirostris (great blue-spotted mudskipper), 2624 nucleotides long. RefSeq names its product casein kinase I-like. The record is from RefSeq and is a predicted model, not a curated record. NCBI's taxonomy places the organism in Eukaryota, Metazoa, Chordata, Actinopteri, Gobiiformes, Gobiidae. Gene Ontology annotation, molecular function: ATP binding; protein serine/threonine kinase activity. Gene Ontology annotation, cellular component: nucleus; cytoplasm; plasma membrane. Gene Ontology annotation, biological process: signal transduction; endocytosis; positive regulation of canonical Wnt signaling pathway.